Molecule: messenger RNA, 1575 nt
Organism: Arabidopsis thaliana (thale cress)
Lineage: Eukaryota; Viridiplantae; Streptophyta; Magnoliopsida; Brassicales; Brassicaceae
Gene: MYB54
Product: myb domain protein 54
Exons: 2
Coding region: 221-832 (203 amino acids)
Biological process (GO): regulation of transcription by RNA polymerase II
Cellular component (GO): nucleus
Source: RefSeq, marked reviewed
GUUCCCACAUACCCAUCUUCCCCAACCUUUUCCCAAGAAAAAAAAAACUUAGGGUUUUAAUUUCUUAUAUAUGUACAUAAAAUACAUGAACACAACAAAUUUUUUGCGUGCGUUAUUGAUAUAGAAUCUGUGUGUUUUUCUUUUUCUUUGUUCUUGUAUUGGUUUGGAUCGGUAUACUUAGUUAAUUACGUAAUUAAAUAGAUCGGCGUGAAGAAGAAAAAUGAUCAUGUGCAGCCGAGGCCAUUGGAGACCAGCUGAAGACGAGAAGCUCAAGGAUCUUGUCGAACAAUACGGUCCUCACAAUUGGAACGCCAUUGCUCUCAAGCUUCCUGGUCGCUCUGGUAAGAGUUGUAGAUUGAGAUGGUUUAAUCAAUUGGAUCCAAGGAUCAACCGAAACCCUUUCACGGAAGAAGAAGAAGAAAGACUUUUAGCGGCUCAUCGGAUCCAUGGGAACAGAUGGUCCAUCAUCGCAAGGCUUUUCCCUGGAAGAACUGAUAACGCCGUCAAGAACCAUUGGCACGUCAUCAUGGCUCGUCGCACACGCCAAACCUCUAAGCCUCGUCUUCUUCCCUCGACGACUUCGUCUUCUUCUUUAAUGGCGAGUGAACAAAUCAUGAUGAGUUCUGGUGGUUAUAAUCAUAAUUAUAGUUCCGAUGAUCGGAAGAAAAUAUUUCCAGCAGACUUUAUAAAUUUCCCUUACAAAUUCUCUCAUAUCAAUCAUCUUCACUUCCUAAAGGAGUUUUUCACCGGAAAGAUCGCUUUAAAUCACAAAGGUAAACUCAAAAUGAUGGAGAAGGAUCCAUUUUCUAUAGAUGUGUUUGCAUGUAUAUGAGUCUUGCACGGAUUAUUGAUGAAAAAGGUAUAUAUGUUCCAAAAUUUUGAAAUGAAGUUUAGCCGAAUUUUUUUACUUUUCAAAGAGUUUAGCCGACUUUUUCAUUUGCAUAAUCAUUUUUCUAAUGAACUUCAAAAUUAUGUGACAAAAUUAGUUGCAUGUUUUUUCUUGUACUCAUCAUCAUAUAUUGUUUCCGUCAUUACAUGAAGUCAUCUCUAUAUAUUUAACAUAGUUGCAAUCCACAUAGCUUAUAAUUUCGUCCUUCUUUUAUCGUUUGGAUCGCAGCAAAUCAGAGUAAAAAGCCUAUGGAGUUCUACAAUUUUCUACAAGUAAACACAGAUUCAAACAAGAGCGAGAUUAUAGAUCAAGAUUCAGGUCAAAGCAAACGCAGUGACUCGGACACCAAACAUGAAAGUCAUGUUCCAUUCUUCGACUUUUUAUCCGUUGGAAACUCUGCCUCCUAGGAUUAGUUUUUUUGCAGUAACUCCUAAAUUUCUAGAUUAACUAUUUAGUCCGUAUACGUACGAGAUUAUCUAGGUCGUUAGCAUGUAUGCUUGAUGUGUAUAAUCACUAACUAGUGAGCUAUUACCUGCGAAAAUUGUAAGAAAAAUACAUAAUGUUGAUGUAUCACACAUUCUCAAUGUCUGUAAAAUUUCCAUCGAGUUGUUAACUAUCAAAGUUAUCCGUUUGAAUGUAUUUGUUUAAUUUGUCUUGAAUGAGAUGAAUAACAUGUUUAAAUGUUU